AUGGUUGAGGAACAACGAGCCCAUUUUGAUGAUGAUGGCUUAAUUGAGGAUUCGAAGGAUGAGGCUGUUGUAGAAUCAGAGUUUGUUGUGUUUCAAGAAGUAAAUGUUGUCCAUGUAAAGAUUGAGUUUGUGUUUCAAGUGAAAACUGAGAUUGUGACGGAGAUAAAAAUUCAAGAGGACUAUUGUUUAAAAGAAAUCGAUAAUGUUGAAGAGAAAAAUUUAUCAUAUUUAUCAUCGUCACCAAAAAAGGAUUCUAGUGAAGAACUUGAUGAUAUUUAUGAAAAUAGUAAAGUUAAAGGCCAAAAGGCUCAACAUAAAAGAGAAAGAAACCAAAAAGCAAACGGAGCAAAAAAUGCAAGCAGUCAAUUGAAAGUUAAUGAAGCAGCAAGAACUGUGAUUUGUCAAGUUUGUCGUAAUACUUUUUUAUGUACUAUAAGAGCUAAAGCCAAAAGGUUAGAAGAAUGUUUUCCUGGAUUUGUUGAAACUCAAAAAAAUUGA
Messenger RNA from Entrophospora sp. SA101, 498 nucleotides. Lineage: Eukaryota; Fungi; Glomeromycota; Glomeromycetes; Entrophosporales; Entrophosporaceae. The record is from the annotation of a GenBank genome assembly.